Capra hircus (goat) is the source of this 2342-nucleotide messenger RNA. RefSeq names its product tripartite motif containing 47 (gene TRIM47). The transcript is spliced from 6 exons. The coding region runs from base 66 to 1997 and encodes 643 amino acids. The record is from RefSeq and is a predicted model, not a curated record. Gene Ontology annotation, molecular function: zinc ion binding; protein binding. Lineage: Eukaryota; Metazoa; Chordata; Mammalia; Artiodactyla; Bovidae.
UCGCGAAUGGUCCGGGUCCCUCCCAGGCGCGAGCGGCGCAGGCGGUGCGCCGUGGCCGCGGAGCCAUGGACGGGAGUGGGCCCUUCAGCUGCCCCAUCUGCCUGGAGCUGCUCCGGGAGCCGGUGACACUGCCCUGCGGCCACAACUUCUGCCUCUUCUGCCUGGGCGCGCUCUGGCCGCACCGCGGAGCGGGCGGCGCCGGCGGCCUCGGAGGCACGGAGCGCUGCCCGCUGUGCCAGGAACCCUUCCCCGACGGCCUCCAGCUCCGCAAGAACCACACGCUGUCCGAGCUGCUGCAGCUCCGCCAGGGGUCGGGCCCGGGGCCCGGCCCCGGCCCGGCCCCUACCCCGCCGGCCCCGGCCCCGGCCCCCGAGCCGGCAACACCCAGUGCGCCGCCCAGCGCCCCGGAGCCGUCGGCUCCCAGCGCGCCCGAGUCAUGGCCGCCCGGUGAGGAGCCGGUGCGCUGCGAUGCGUGCCCUGAAGGCGCCGCCCUACCCGCCGCGCUCUCCUGCCUCUCCUGCCUCGCGUCCUUCUGCCCCGCGCACCUGGGCCCGCACGAGCGCAGCCCCGCGCUGCGCGGACACCGCCUGGUGCCGCCGCUGCGCAGGCUGGAGGAGAGCCUGUGCCCGCGCCACCUGCGGCCGCUCGAGCGCUACUGCCGCGCCGAGCGCGUGUGCCUGUGCGAGGCCUGCGCCGCCCAGGAGCACCGGGGCCACGAGCUCGUGCCACUGGAGCAGGAGCGCGCGCUCCAGGAGGCCGAGCAGCCCAAAGUCCUGAGCGCUGUGGAGGACCGCAUGGACGAGCUGGGUGCGGGCAUCGCUCAGUCCCGGCGCACGGUGGCCCUCAUCAAGAGCGCAGCCGUGGCAGAGCGGGAGAGGGUGAGCCGGCUGUUUGCCGAGGCUGCGGCCGUCCUGCAGGGGUUUCAGACGGACGUGCUGGGCUUCAUCGAUGAGGGGGAGGCGACCAUGCUGGGCCGCUCCCAAGGCGACCUGCGGCGGCAGGAGGAGCAGCGGAGCCGACUCAGCAGGGCCCGCCACAACCUCAGUCAGGUCCCUGAAGCCGACUCGGUCAGCUUCCUACAGGAACUCCUGGCGCUCAGGCUGGCCCUGGAGGAGGGGUGCGGCCCCGGGCCCGGACCCCCGAGGGAGCUCAGCUUCACCAAGUCCUCCCAGGCUGUGCGCGCGGUGCAGGCCGUCCUGGCCUCGGCCUGUUCCAGCCAGUGGGAGCAGCUGCGGGGGCUGGGCGGUGACGAAGACAGGCUGCAGAAGCCAGGCACAGAAGCAGACGCUGAGCCCCAGGACCCCGACAGCACCAACAACCUGGAGAGUGAGGCUCCUAGGGAUUACUUCCUCAAGUUUGCCUACAUAGUGGACUUGGACAGUGACACGGCCGACAAGUUCCUGCAGCUGUUUGGAACCAAGGGCGUGAAGAGGGUGCUGUGUCCUAUUAACUACCCCGAGUCGCCCACCCGCUUCACCCACUGCGAGCAGGUGCUGGGCGAGGGCGCCCUGGACCGGGGCACCUAUUACUGGGAGGUGGAGAUCAUUGAGGGCUGGGUCAGCGUGGGGGUCAUGGCCGAAGACUUCUCCCCACAAGAGCCCUACGACCGGGGCCGGCUGGGCCGCAACGCCUACUCCUGCUGCCUCCAGUGGAACGGACGCAGUUUCUCCGUCUGGUUCCAUGGGCAGGAGGCACCCCUGCCGCACCCCUUCUCACCCACCGUGGGGAUCUGCCUGGAAUAUGCUGACCGAGCCCUGGCCUUCUACACCGUGCGGGACGGCAAGAUGAGCCUCCUACGGAGGCUGAGGGCCUCCCGGGCGCGCCGGAGUGGCACGCCGGCCUCCCCGGUUGACCCCUUCCAGAGCCGCCUGGACAGCCACUUUGCGGGGCUCUUCACGCGCAGACUCAAGCCCGCCUUCUUCCUGGAGAGUGUAGACGCCCAUCUGCAGAUCGGGCCCCUCAAGAAGUCCUGCAUAUCCGCGCUCAAGAGGAGGUGAUGCAGGGGCCCGGGGCCGCCUCCCGCUGCUGACCCAGCUCCUGGGAAGCUUGCUUCUCUGCACCCCUGGUUUGAACCAGAGAAGGCAACAGCCUAGGACCCCCACACAUUCCCCAGCCUUCUCAUUCCUAAAGGCCUCCACCUUCUGUACCCAAGGCCUUCGACCUCUCAGGGAGGAGGCCCCCCCAGAUCCUGUCCCCCUGCAGGCCUUGUUUCUGGGAGAAGGAACCGCAGCUUGGACAGUUCCAAGCUACCCUGACCCCUCCUCUCCCAGGUUCCUGGGACAGUGCCUGGCACAUAGUAAGUGCUCAAUAAACGUUUGGUCUCUGAAUGACUCCCUUUUCUA